This is a messenger RNA of Conger conger (European conger), 2513 nucleotides long. RefSeq names its product CCR4-NOT transcription complex, subunit 2 (gene cnot2). Gene Ontology annotation, biological process: nuclear-transcribed mRNA poly(A) tail shortening; regulation of DNA-templated transcription; regulation of stem cell population maintenance. Gene Ontology annotation, cellular component: CCR4-NOT core complex; P-body. The coding region runs from base 64 to 1686 and encodes 540 amino acids. The transcript is spliced from 16 exons. NCBI's taxonomy places the organism in Eukaryota, Metazoa, Chordata, Actinopteri, Anguilliformes, Congridae. The record is from RefSeq and is a predicted model, not a curated record.
UGUAGAACACGCAGCCAUCUUGGAUCUACGAGGAGAAGAGAAAUUAAUGCGGUGACAAACAGCAUGUUCAGUGCUACGAGAAAGAAGUUUGUAGAAGGGGUGGAAAGUGACUACUCCGAUGAGAGCAUGUACUACCAGCCGUCGAUGUUCCCCCAUCGAUCAGACAAAGACAUGUUGGCCUCGCCAUCGCCAUCGUCGUCCAAUCAGCUGUCCCAGCUCGGUGCGAGUUUAUACGGACCACAGACGCCAGGGAACGACUGUGCAAUGAAGAACAGUGGCAUCUGGCCAGGUGCGCUGGCGUUCCCCAUGCGGAGCAACAACACCCCCCAGCUGAGCCGCAGCUUAACGCAGGGCUCGCAGCUCCAGAGCCACGUCACCCCCACCACGGGCGUGCCCACCAUGUCACUCCACACGCCCCCCUCGCCCAGCAGGGGGAUCCUGCCCAUGAACAGCAGGAACAUGAUGAACCACGGCCAGGUGGGGCAGGUGGGCCAGGUGGGCCAGGGCAUGGGCAGCCGCACCAACAGCCUGAGCAGCUCGGGCCUGGCCAGCCCCAGCCGCGGCUCCCCCAGCAUCAUCUGCAUGCCCAAGCAACAGCCGUCCCGCCAGCCCUUCACCAUCAACAGCAUGUCCGGGUUUGGGAUGAACCGGAACCAGGCGUUCGGGAUGAACAACUCGUUAUCGAGCAACAUCUUCAACGGAACAGACGGGAGUGAAAACGUCACGGGGCUGGAUCUCUCGGACUUUCCGGCACUGGCGGACCGGAGUCGGAGGGAAGGGAGCGGGAAUCCCACGCCUCUGCUCAACCCGCUGGCAGGGAGAGCUCCCUACGUGGGGAUGGUCACCAAGCCGUCGACCGAACAGUCCCAGGACUUCUCCAUCCACAACGAGGACUUCCCCGCCCUUCCGGGACCCAACUACAAGGACUCCACGUCGAGUAACGACGACAGCAAAUCCAAUUUAAACUCGACGGGCAAGAGUUCCUCCAGCGUGGACGGGCCCAAGUUCCCCGGGGACAAGAGCUCGACGGCGCAGAACAACAACCAGCAGAAGAAGGGCAUCCAGGUGCUGCCCGACGGACGGGUGACGAACAUUCCCUCUGGGAUGGUGACAGACCAGUUUGGGAUGAUCGGGUUGUUAACCUUCAUCCGGGCGGCGGAGACGGACCCUGGCAUGGUGCAUCUGGCGUUGGGCAGCGACCUGACAACGCUAGGACUCAACCUCAACUCACCGGAAAACCUGUACCCCAAAUUUGCGUCUCCCUGGGCGUCCGCACCCUGUCGACCUCAGGACAUCGACUUCCACGUUCCAUCCGAGUAUUUAACCAACAUUCACAUAAGGGACAAGCUGGCUGCUAUUAAGCUCUCCCGGUACGGGGAAGACCUGCUGUUCUACCUGUACUACAUGAACGGGGGCGACCUCCUGCAGCUGCUCGCGGCGGUAGAGCUCUUCAACCGGGACUGGAGGUACCACAAAGAGGAGCGAGUAUGGAUCACGCGGGCCCCCGGCAUGGACCCCACGCUGAAGACAAACACGUACGAGAGGGGCACGUACUACUUCUUCGACUGUCUUAACUGGAGAAAGGUAGCCAAGGUAAAGGAGUUUCACCUGGAGUACGAAAAGCUGGAGGAGAGGCCCCACGUCCCGUCCACGUUCAACUACAACCCAGCCCAGCAGGCCUUCUGAGGGACGCCCACCAUCACCGCGACAACAACACAGCCACAACCGUCACCGCGGCAACCAACCCGGGGCCCUGCAGAUUUACUUGCCACCCAAAAACAAAAAGCGUUAAUUCCUUUUUUUUAUUUGAUUUCUUUUUUUUUCAUUUGUUUCUCCCGUUUUUUUUUGUUUGUUUGUUUUUUUGUUUUUGUUUAUUUGUUUGUUUGUUUGUUUGAGCAGGGUCUGAGUUUUCAUUUACGCCUCUCUUUAAAUGCCCGUCCGUCGGAAGAAGGCUCCCUCGCUGGUGGAAAACGGAGCGAGACGUGCGCUCAAAUGAUCAUUUCCCCCCCCCCCCCCCGAAGCGUUAAGCGAACGGCCCGGUAAAACACGGCGUGGAGGGAAAGGGGAGGCCGACGCGGGAGGGAACGCCACGUUCGGUAUAAAAAAAAAAAACGACAAAACUUUUUUUUUUUUAUUUUUUUUUUUUUAGAAAGUCGAGAGAGACCGUACAUGAAUUUCCCCUUCAGCUCCUCCCCCUGUUUAGCAUAGCCCCGCCCCUUCCCUUUUCUGCCACGCCCACCUCAACCACUCGUUUACCGGCGGCCAUUUUCCUGAGGCUUUUUUUUUUUUUGUUUUGGUUUAUUUUUUUAAAGCUACAAUAAAAACAGAGACUGUUUUAGUGAACGUUCUCGCGGCCCGCGGACCUUCUCCUCCGGGGGUCGCCUCGUCGUUCCACAGCGAGCGGGAAAAAAAAAAAAAACAAACACUUGUCCAGUCUUUGUUACGAUUUUGUAAUAAAACGUGUACAUUUUUUGAAUUUUUUGGACAUCACAUUAAUAAAAGAUAUGUAUGUA